AUGGCAGGCGGCAGGUACACGGUAGAGCAGCUGGAGCACUUGCGCGAGUCUCCGCUGGUGAAGAAGCCUGAUACACUACCUUCGAUUGAGCAAUGGAUGGACGCAUCGAACGACCACAACACCAACAAUGCGGGAAGCACGACUAACCGCAGGUCGCGCACCAAUCGAGAGGGCGACGCAGGUGCGACCGGCGAGCAUCGCACGGAGCGACCUAUACUCGGGGCCAUGGGCCAGUUUGGUCGGCGUGCGAGUACGCGUAAGUCUGGAUCUGGUGAUACGCAGACUGUGGUGGCAGCUAUUAAUCGUCUCUUUACAGAUCAUGGUGAUGAGCCUGUAAUCGGAGGUCCCCCGAAGCUUAAUUUUGCUUCCGCGACCCGCUCGAAACCUGGCCAGUCGAAAGAGGCUACUGGAAUCACUUCCAUUGACGGAGAACAUACCGGCGAUCGCUUCCCGCGGAAUGACCGUUGGAGGGAUGGAGACCGCACUCGCGAAAAGGAGCUCACUAACGGUCGCCGCGGUCGACGAGAAGAGGGCGAGGGCUGGCAGAAUACCAAGAGUCGCAAGAGCUUGGGUCAGGAAGACUUUGAUAGAGGCUUUGGUCGCAAUGGCGACCGCGAGCGAAAAGACGCAGACGAAAAUGGGGAAGGCCCCCGCCGACGUAACGAUCGCUGGGGUCGCCGCGACGACGCCAACAAGGAGGCAGAGGGUGGUAAAUUCGGAACAACUGGUCAGGGCGGUUGGCGGGACAGGAACCGCGAACGCGAAAAGGAGCGUGAUUGGACGAGAGGUGGCGGAAAAGCAGAAGAGGACCCUGAAUGGAUGGAUGCGCCAGCUCCUAAAAAGGAGACCAAGGCUCACACCCAGGAAGACUUCCAACGCUGGAAAGAACAGAUGAAGGCCAAGGAUGCACCGACUGAGGAAAAGGAGGAAUCCAAACCCCCUGAGCUGCCAUCCUUCUUUUCCGAUGCCCUAUCGCAACAACCACUGAAGUCUGCCGGCACGCCUUCGGGACUAGAGCCGAAUCUAGGAUCAAUGUUUGGUACUUGGAGCACGAGCAUCAAGGCCGCAGAGUCAGCAGCUCUGGAACCUGCCAUAGUCAAAGCGAAGCCGGCCAAGGCGUCGAGGUUCAUGAACAUGUUCGCAAAGGUGGAGGAACCCACUGCAGCCAUUCCGCCACCCGCGCCCGCGCCCGCCUCGCCAGCACCACUAGUUACCGACAAGAACGCUGACCAAGAAGGCUUCCAACGCAUCCUCCAGAUGCUUGGUGGAACAGGUAUUGGUUCCGCUCCUGCUCCCCAACCGAGCGCCCCUACACCAUCCAACGGCCUCCGGCAAGGCGGUGGCAUCUCUCUAGACUUUCAUCAGUCUCCACCACCUCCUGAGAUGCAAGAACGUCGCCAGCCGCCGCAGCAGAUGCCGACGCGAUCUUCGAUGGAGACGCAGGCUCUGCUAGAGAACAUACUUGCACCCCGACCAUCCGUGGAUAACCGACCUUCACAACAAUCGAGGUUCAACAGCAUGUCGCCCGACAAUGCCCUUUUCGAGCAGUUUAGAGUUCCGCGUCCAGACUCGAACCGACCUGGCGAUGAGCAUCCCUACCAACAGCCUCCUUCGCGCAACAAUAACAACCCGCAAGAUCCCAACCUCGCUGCCCUGUUGAACAGUCGGUCACAAGUGAGCCGAGACAAGGGCAACAGCGCUGAGCGUGACUUUUUGCUCAACCUCAUGCAGCAGCCACGAAACACACCGCCACAAUUGGGCAACCAGAACCUACCCCGCCAGCCCAUGGAAAACCAGAACAUGCAAUUCUUUGAUCACAACCGACAGCAACAGGGACAGCCAAAGGGCCGCGGUGGACCGCCACCAGGCUUCAUGAGCGAGCGCAUGGAUCCACGCAUGGACGCAAUGUACAUGGAGAACGAGCUUAUGCGCCAGGAGCAAGAACGCCGCAACCAAGUUCGCGAGCUUCAACAACAGGAAGCUUCGCGUCACAAGGGUGGUCGCGGUAUGCCCAUGGGCUACUCCGAAAAUGAGCGAGACGUCAUUGCAGGCCUCCAGCGCCGUAACACGGCCGGCGAGAUACCUCGCCAGAUGACAAACAUGGGCAUCCCAUCCCAGCACGUACCCGACCUACCCUACAUGAGCGGUCGCCAGCCUGGAAUGCCGCCCACACCCCAGGAAGGACCGAAUGUCCGCCCUCCGCCAGGCUUCAACGGCCCCAUGCGCCAACCUCCUGGACUCGGUGGACCUGGUCCGCAGCACCAGAUGGGCCCAGGGCCGAGCUUCUCCGCCGGAAACACACCCAUGGGGCCGCCGCCAGGCUUUAACCCCGCGAACAACAUGCGUGGUGGCAUGUUUCCAGGUGGCCCGGGAGGUCCUGCAGGUCCUGGGGUUCCAGGUAACGGCAUGCAAGGUCCUCCACAGGGCUAUUUCCCUCCUCCACAAGGCUAUGGACCACCGUUGGGCCUGCGGGGCGAGGAUCCCAGGAUGAUGUUCGAGCAGCAGUUUGGUGGGCCGGGACCGAGGCAGCAACAGCAGCAGGGUCGUCCUCCAAACAUGUACUAG
Molecule: messenger RNA, 2565 nt
Organism: Didymosphaeria variabile
Lineage: Eukaryota; Fungi; Ascomycota; Dothideomycetes; Pleosporales; Didymosphaeriaceae
Exons: 1
Coding region: 1-2565 (854 amino acids)
Source: RefSeq, a predicted model, not a curated record